AUGCUUGCUGAGGCGCUGCGGGAGUCGAGCGGCUCGGACACGGGCUCUGAGGGGUCUGGACGGCCAUUGAAACGGCGCGGCGGGCGUCGAAGCCGCAGCGACGAGCGGGAGUCGGGCAACGACAAGCGAGCGAAAAUCGAGACCGCAAACGACUCGGUGAUCGAGGUUUCUGACGGAAGCUCGGUGUCGCCGCAGCCACCACAAACCGAACCUGUCGGCACAGAGGUGAUUAGUGUGGACAGCGAAGAGGACGAGUACAGCGAGUUUGACGAGGAUUUCGAGGACGUCGAUCUAAGCGGUCCGGCCCCAGAUCUCAACCGUGCAGACUUGUCCGAGGAAAUCACAGUUUCCGUCUCGCGACCGACGAAACAGACGCGCAAACAGAACCUCGUGUCGGCCGACGAGCGCAUGUUCCGCAAAACGCUGCACAUGCUGUAUUUGUUUGCGAUGGUGGCCCACGGCGUGGUGCGCAACACCUGGUGCAGCUCGCCCGAGGUUUUGCGCGUGCUGCGCGGCCAGGUGCCGGGCAAGCUGCUUGCAGAGGUAGACGAGUUCCACGAGCAGCAGCAGCGUGCCGACGUGACCAGCGCGGCCAAGUCGCGCCGUCUGCUGGACUUGCUGCGCCACCUGAUGCAGUACUGGUACCGGAGCUGGACACUCGAGGCGCGCCACCGGGGACUGUACAAGAAGACGUGGGAGGAGAUUGCGAAACUGUGGGAGCAGCCGGCUGUUCAGGGCGAGAACGUGACGAAGACACGGUUCAUCAGGCGGAUGGAGCAGCGGCGCGGCUCGCGCGACCUCGCGGCGCAGGGCUUUGUGGCGCUGCUGCGUGCGCUCGACAUCAAUUGCCGGCUCGUAUUCUCGCUCCAGCCACCAGACUUUACCAACCUGGCCGUCCUGGCAUCGUCUACGCCGUCCAAUGGGCCCUCCAAAGAAACCAGCCCAGCUCCCAAAUCUUCGCCGCGCCGGCGCAAGACCGCGUCGCAGCACGAGCGGCUGCUUUCUGCUCUGCGCGUCAACAGGCCCGUUUACACCAAUUUCCGGCCAGAAACACAGGACGACGUACAGUACCCUGUUUUCUGGUGCGAGGUCUGGGACAGCGCCAGCAAGCGGUUCACCAGCAUCGACCCUAUCGUCCAGCGAUACAUCGAGAACGUCGGCACGCGGUCCAAGUUCGAGUGGCCCAACAACACCACGUACGUGCUGGCGUACGACCGGCUGGGCGGCGUUCGCGACGUCACGCGGCGCUACAGCGUGCAUUUCAACGCCAAGACGCGUAAGAAGCGUAUUACGAGAGACCCGCGUGGCCAGGAUUGGUAUGACAAGCUAUUGCGUGGCGCAAACUCACGGCGCCGGCUCGCGAGCAACAAAAUCGACCAGUACGAGCAGGUCGAGUUUGAAGAGCGCUCGCUCAAGGAGGGUAUGCCCAACUCGAUUCAGGAUUUUGUGAACCACCCGGUGUACGUGCUAGAGGAGCAGCUGAAGGCGAACGAGGUGCUGAAGCCCAAGAUCAGCUGCGGAACAAUCCGCAAGAAGACGAAGGCCGGAAAGGCGGGCGAGCUGGUGCCGGUUUACCGUCGCUCGAACGUGGUUACCGUGCGGUCUGCAAAGGCGUGGUUUCUACGGGGCAGGGUGCUCAAGAUCGGGGAGCAGCCGCUCAAGGUGCGAGAGCAGCGCAAACAGCGGCCAGAUGAUGAUGACGACGACGUGAGACUGUAUGGAGAGCAUCAGACGGAGAAGUACGUUCCGCCACCCAUCGUGGACGGCAAGAUCCCGCGCAACUCGUAUGGCAACAUCGACGUAUACCAGCCAUGGAUGCUGCCCGAGGGAACGGUGCACAUUCCGGAGAAACAGGCCGAGAAGGCCGCAAAACUGCUCGAAAUCGAAUAUGCGCCUGCGGCGGUGGGUUUUGACUUUGGUAGUGGUAGCAGGGGCCGCGGAGCAAGCGUCAGCGUGCGAAUUGCUGGCAUUGUUGUUCUGGCGGAGCAUAAAGAGGCCGUCGAGGCAGUGUGCGAGUAUCUGAGGGAGGAGGAAGAGGAGACGGCUCGCAAACGUCGCGAAGCUGCGGCACUGCGUGUGUGGGCCGUGGUGCUAGCCAAGCUGCGGAUUUCGAAGCGAUUAGAUAGGGAGCAUGGAUUGGUGGAAGAUUCAGGAGAGGACUCAGGCGAGGACUCAGGCGAAGACUCAGACGAGAACGUUCCAUCUGUAAGUCAGCACGAGCCGGUGUCACAGGACGAUCAAGACACAGCAGGCGGGUUUGUCCCGGAGGAACCUAUUUCCCAGGAAGUCGAUUCUGGUGGAUUUCUGCCCCAGGAUACUGUAGCACCGCCUGUUUUGCAAGACCCGUCUACGAGCGAUUUAGGAGCCGAGAGCGACGGCGAUGCCGCCGCUUAUUCCGACUCCGAAGGCUACGAAUUCGAAUAUAGUGACUAA
Molecule: messenger RNA, 2433 nt
Organism: Ogataea parapolymorpha DL-1
Lineage: Eukaryota; Fungi; Ascomycota; Pichiomycetes; Pichiales; Pichiaceae
Product: DNA repair protein RAD4
Exons: 1
Coding region: 1-2433 (810 amino acids)
Biological process (GO): nucleotide-excision repair; mismatch repair
Cellular component (GO): nucleus; cytoplasm; nucleotide-excision repair factor 2 complex
Molecular function (GO): damaged DNA binding; single-stranded DNA binding
Source: RefSeq, a predicted model, not a curated record